This is a messenger RNA of Ctenocephalides felis (cat flea), 308 nucleotides long. Its product is annotated as acyl-CoA-binding protein homolog. NCBI's taxonomy places the organism in Eukaryota, Metazoa, Arthropoda, Insecta, Siphonaptera, Pulicidae. The transcript is spliced from 3 exons. Gene Ontology annotation, molecular function: long-chain fatty acyl-CoA binding. The record is from RefSeq and is a predicted model, not a curated record. Gene Ontology annotation, biological process: fatty acid metabolic process. Bases 26 to 289 code for a protein of 87 amino acids.
AGGUUGAACAAAAAAGUCAACAAACAUGUCACUCGACGAGCGUUUCAAUGAUGCUGCUGAACGUGUGAAGAAAUUCACGAGCAGACCCACCGAUCAAGAAUUACUGGAAUUGUACGCUUUGUUUAAACAAGCCACAGUUGGAGACAAUAAUACUAGUAAACCAGGUAUGUUUGACCUGAAAGCCAAAGCCAAGUGGCAGUACUGGUCAGAGAAAAAAGGGAUGAGUUCAGAGGCUGCCAAAGAAGCCUAUGUUACAUUAGUAGGAGAAUUGGAGCAGAAGUACAAAUGAUUCUAAUGAAUGAAAAAUA